AUGGACUCUUUCCACGACCAAACCCCAUCUCCGGACGAGAACUCUGAGGAGAAGCAAGGUGUUCCGGAGCAAGCAUCUGUCGAUUCUGAGAUAGCACCGCUCUCGAAGAAACAGAGGCUGAGCCCGUAUUUUACCAUUGCUGCUGCUGCGUUUGGCUUAAUAAGUGACGGAUAUCAGAAUAAUCUCAUGACAAUGGCCAAUGUCGUAUUCAAAAAGCUGUAUCCGAAGGUAUACACCGCGGACGUGUCUACUAGGGUUUCAAAUUCACUUCUCGUUGGCGCCAUUAUCGGUCAAAUCAUUGUCGGCGUCAUCUGCGAUAGGAUAGGCAGAAAGGCUGCUCUCGUCCUUACGACAGCCUUCAUCGUCCUUGGCGCCACCCUUGCUACUGCUGCCCAUGGAAUAAAUGGAAGCCCGUCCGGCCUUUUCUGGUUCCUGACCUUCGCAAGAGGGUUAACAGGCAUAGGGGUCGGAGGAGAGUAUCCAGCAUCGUCGACCAGCGCGUCUGAAUCAGCAAAUGAGAAAAUGAUUAAGAACCGGGGCCCAGUCUUCAUCAUGGUUACAAAUUUUGUUCUAAGCUUUGGAGGACCCUUGGCAGUUUCCGUAUUCUUAAUAGUACUAUCAAUUGCAGGCGAAAAUCAUCUUCAAACAGUCUGGAGGGUCUGCUUUGGGGUUGGAAUCGCAUUGCCCUUGACAGUCUUUUACUUCCGGCUGCGUAUGUUGACGUCGAAAUUGUAUCGCGAGGGCGCUAUCAAGCGUCGUGUGCCUUACUGGCUUAUUGUAAAGCGCUAUUGGAAAUCUUUGAUUGGCACUUGUGGUGCUUGGUUUUUAUAUGACUUCAUCACGUUCCCAAACGGAGUGUUCUCGGGAACCAUAAUAUCUAGCAUCAUUCAUGACGGAGACAUCAAACGCACUGCGGAAUGGCAACUGCUCCUCGGCGCCAUAGCUCUACCAGGAGUAUUUAUUGGCGCGGCUCUGUGUAACCCUCUAGGUCGUCGAAACACUAUGAUGCUUGGUUUCAGCGGAUAUCUUAUAUUUGGGCUUGCUAUUGGGCUAACAUAUGAGAAAAUCACCAAGAUCACACCGCUCUUCGUGAUCUUUUAUGGUUUGAUGCAAUCUUUUGGAAACAUGGGUCCAGGUGACAUGCUUGGUCUUGUGAGCUCCGAGUCCUAUCCAACUGCCAUUCGUGGCACUUGCUAUGGCCUUUCAGCGGCGAUCGGAAAAACGGGAGCUGCAGUAGGGACGCAGGCAUUCACCCCCAUACAGCUACAUCUUGGGGAAAAAGUGGACUUUCAUCAUUGCAGCAAUAUGCGGAACAACUGGCAUACUCGUGACCUACUUCUUUGUUCCGGACAUGACAGGCGUCGAUUUUGCGGACGAAGACAAAAAUUUCAUGCAAUAUCUGUCGGAUAA
Cyclocybe aegerita is the source of this 1410-nucleotide messenger RNA. The record is from the annotation of a GenBank genome assembly. Lineage: Eukaryota; Fungi; Basidiomycota; Agaricomycetes; Agaricales; Hemipholiotaceae.